Amphiprion ocellaris (clown anemonefish) is the source of this 609-nucleotide messenger RNA. It is a transcript of the gene wdr45, whose product is annotated as WD repeat domain 45. The record is from RefSeq and is a predicted model, not a curated record. The coding region runs from base 239 to 577 and encodes 112 amino acids. Gene Ontology annotation, cellular component: extrinsic component of membrane; cytosol; phagophore assembly site membrane. Lineage: Eukaryota; Metazoa; Chordata; Actinopteri; Pomacentridae. Gene Ontology annotation, biological process: nucleophagy; protein localization to phagophore assembly site; protein lipidation. The transcript has 5 exons. Gene Ontology annotation, molecular function: protein binding; phosphatidylinositol-3-phosphate binding; phosphatidylinositol-3,5-bisphosphate binding.
AACACGUGUCUGUGACGCCGAGCCUUGAGACCCAAAACAAACCUUGGCUGUUUGUUGUUUGUUUGUCUCCGUCUGUUCUGCUCUGAAAAACACUUUAAAAACAUUUUAAAAACGUCUUAAACUCUCCGUAUCGUCUCCUGUCAGAAGCUUCAUGGUGUCUCUCUGAAGCGGCAGCUGGAGUUUACCGGUAACGGCUCGGUAACGGUCCGGUAGCUGCUCGGUUAGCAGGUUAGCAGCCAUGGCUCAGCAGAGAGGAGUCAACAGUCUGCAGUUCAACCAGGACCAGAGUUGUUUCUGUUGUGCGAUGGAGACUGGAGUGAGGAUUUAUAACGUGGAGCCGCUGAUGGAGAAAGGUCACCUGGACCACGAGCAGGUGGGAAGUGUCGCUCUGUGCUCCAUGCUGCAUCGAUCCAACCUGCUGGCCGUUGUCGGAGGAGGAGUCAACCCCAAGUUCUCAGAAAUAUCAGUGCUGGUUUGGGAUGACGCUCGAGAGUCUCGUGACCCCAAAGACAAACUGGUUCUGGAGUUCACCUUCACCAAACCCGUCCUGGCUGUUCGCAUGAGACACGACAAGUAGGUUUACUGUCAGUGUAGACUGUCUGUAGUUUA